AUGUCCACGGCAGCGGUCCGCACUAUCAGGAAAGAAAUUAAGGAUCUGUACAUCAACAUUCAGUCUCUGCAAGAGAAGGACAAGGCCUGUGGCAACGGUAACGGGAUCAUAAUAAUUGCAGAAUCAUCCACCGGCUGCAUAUUUGCAGGAUCAUCUCUUGGGAAAAAAGGUAAGUCUAAUUCCCCUGUCAAUAAAUGGAGCAAAUCUGAUUCUUUCGGUCAAAAUGAGCUGUAUUUUGAGCUGCAUGUACUUAGUUUUCUCUUCAAUUGUUAUUCUGACACCCCCUCCCUGUUCAACGUCACCAGGCCUCAGCAUCUGUCAGGUCUCGAGCUGGUUAGGGACAUGUGCAAUGGCAAUCUGGAAGGAGCCACAGUGGGAUCCUCGGAAAUUACGCUCACUCCUGGGAAAAUCAAGGGUGGGAAUCACGUCGCAGAUACUCGGACUGCUGGAAGUGUGGGACUGCUGAUGCAGAUCUCACUGCCAUGCGCCCUGUUCGCUCAGGGUCCGUCAGAGCUGUGCCUGAAGGGAGGAACCAAUGCUGAGAUGGCACCUCAGAUCGACUACACAUUGAAGGUCUUCAAACCGAUAGUGGAGAGAUUCGGAGUUCAGUUUGACUGUGAUUUAAAAAUGAGAGGAUACUAUCCUAAGGGAGGUGGUGAGGUGGUGCUCAAGGUGAACCCUGUGAAGGAACUGAGUCCCAUCAACAUGACCGAAAGAGGAAACAUCACCAAGAUCUACGGCAGGGCCUUCGUGGCUGGAGUGCUGCCCUUUAAGAUUUUUCUUCACUACAUAAUUUACGUUUCUAUUUUUGAAUCCACCGGCUGCAUAUUUGCAGGAUCAUCUCUUGGGAAAAAAGGUGUAUAUGCUGACAAAGUUGGCAUCGAGGCUGCAGAAAUGUUGCUAAGAAACAUCAGGCAUAAUGGUUGCGUGGAUGAGUUCUUGCAAGACCAGCUUAUUAUUUUCAUGGCCUUGGCAAACGGCACAUCCAGAAUGCGAACAGGCCCGAUCACUCUCCACACACAAACGGCAAUCCACAUGGCCGAGCAGCUCACGAACGCUAAAUUUGUUAUACGCAAAGCAGAGGAUGAGCACGGCAACAACGAUACCUACAUUAUCGAGUGCCAAGGAGUGGGUGCCACCAAUCCUAGCUUGUGAACGCAUGGAUUCAUCGUCAUCGGCUUGUCCCCAGCCGAGAUGAGGAGGACUUGUAGCAGAGACACACUACUACUGUAACUGACUGGAUAAUGCAAAGAUAACUUCAUUAUCUUUGUUAGUUGCGAUUAACAAUUUGAUUUUUGGCGGUGACCACUGAGUCUGUCCACAUUUGUUCCCUGUUGUGUCCCCUUCUGAAACUUUCGUUGUUACUCAGGGUAUUGCCUUACACUGUAAUGAAACGGAUACUUUGAACUCUUCACGCAAUAUUCGCAGAAUCCUGACUGUUUUUGGGCAAAUUUGCUUUCCGCACGCUAACACAAGCCUUAAAGUUUCAUUAAAUCCUUCCGAUACUGUUAACAAUAACAAUAGCUUAAACAAUUUGCAUGAACGUAGUAAAAUCUAUGUAUGUCACUGGUAAAUUAGUGCACUGUGUGUACGAGGAGGAAAAGAAAGUUUUUCAUCCAAGUUUAUGGUUCCAUGUAGCUGCUUUUUUUUUGUAUUUAUUUAAGUCGUUUCUGCAUUGUUUCGAAAAUUUUAUUGCCAUCUUAUACUAUUCUCAUUAACAUUCUUAGAUAAUUUGGUCUUUUUGACUCUUAAAAAGGAUUAAUUCUUUAUCAUUAUUUCUGUUUGUUAUUUAUAAGAUGGAUUUUUUUUUUGCGCAAUUAUUUUUGCAUUUUGAGGCUACAUACGGUGACCGUGUUCUUUUGUUAUUUGCGUUAAAAAUUGUGGAGAAAAAAUACAAUAAAAUGAGUG
Molecule: messenger RNA, 1908 nt
Organism: Sinocyclocheilus rhinocerous
Lineage: Eukaryota; Metazoa; Chordata; Actinopteri; Cypriniformes; Cyprinidae
Product: RNA 3'-terminal phosphate cyclase
Exons: 10
Coding region: 1-1155 (384 amino acids)
Biological process (GO): RNA processing
Cellular component (GO): nucleus
Molecular function (GO): RNA-3'-phosphate cyclase activity
Source: RefSeq, a predicted model, not a curated record